AAGGUUCAGCUUAGUUCCCUUCCCGCUGUAUUUCCCGUGCCUGGGUUGUGCUUUACGGAGUGGAGUGGAGAGAGAUGGGCCCCCCCUCUCCCCCCGACAAAGGAUUUGUAAACUCUGCAAAAACCUCGCAGAGGUCACAGCCCCUUCAGCGCAUCAAACCCUCGGAGCAGAGAGAGGGGUUGGACUGCGGUGAACUAGAGCGAUCGCUUGCUCGGCCGUCUCCUGGUUCUGCCUGGCCCGUUGCUAGGGAGAAAGGGGACGCGCGCCGAGGCCCCUCAGAGUGGCCUCAGCGCAGGCGCCUGGGCUGCUGAGUCGCAUCCACUACAGGCCUAGCUGAAUCUUCCCUCGAGUUCCCCUCUUCUGGGUCCGGAACACGGAAUUCAUUGUCCUCCCGGGACGGGGGAGAAAACGGGGUGUGUGGGUCUGAGGAGAAAGAUGGAGUCAGGAAAGAGAAGAACUAAAGAUGACACUUGGAGAACUGAUGACCUCAAGAAAUACCUUCGGGCAUCACAGUCAGAUACUCAAAAAGAAGAAAGGAAACAUAGAGAAAGGAAACCACACAGAGAUUCAGAAAUGAAUGACUUGUUUGAAUACAAAGAGUAUAAACACAAAGAUCAAGAAAGAGAGAUAAUGAAAAGCAAAGAAAGGACAGGGGAAAGAGACAGUCAUAUAACUAAAGACACUGGGAAAGGUUAUUAUGGUGAUAGAGACAAAGAUAAGCAAAAAGAAAAGAGAAAAGAAACAAAAGAACAAGAAAGAGAGAAAAAUAAAGAGAAACAUCGUGAACAGGAUACCGAGAAGGAAAAAUAUCACCGAGGGAAGGACAAAGAUAAAGAAAGAAAAUUUAAGAAAGAAGAUUUUAAGCAAAGUGUCAUAUCACAUCAUAACUUAAAGGGAUUUGAAAUGCGAGAUAAAGAUCUGGAAAAAUUAGAAAAGAAGAUUUUUUCAGGAAUUAGAGGAAAAGAUAAAGACAGAGAACAGAGAGAUGAUUCUGAAAGAAAAGAUGAAGACAGAGAAAGAAAGUACCGAGAAAAGAAGUAUGGUGAAAAUAAAGAGUUUACUCUCAAAUAUUAUCUGCAUAAAGAAGAUGGAGAAAAAAAGCACAAGAGGCAAAAAGAACAAGAACAAGAGAAGAAACACAAAGAAAAAAGCAGCACUAGGGAAAAGAGAGAAAAGGUAUCCAAAGAAAAAAGCAGUACUGCCUGUGACAAGGAUGGGGAAGAAAGACAUAGAGAGAAACGACAUAAAGAUGGAGUUCCUUUUGAGGAUGAGAGACUGAAAAAUAUCACAGACAAAAAAGAAAAAACAUCUAAAGAAGAGCAUAGAAAGAAAAAGGAAUCCAAGACUAGUGAACACAGAAGUGGAGGAGCAAAUUUCAAAAGAGAAAAUAUAUCUGGCAGCCAGCAUAUAGAGAAUUCAGGAAAGAAUGGUGGAAAGGACAACAAAGACACAAGAAGAAAGCAAACUAGUGAAGAAGGAAUGUCAGUAUGGAAAUCCGCCCCAAGGCAAUCAAGUGAGGAAACUGAUGAUGUUGAAAAGGAAGACAUUGAUUUAGAAGAUGAUGGUGCUGAUGACUACACAGCCAAUUAUGAAGAUGAUUUUGAAGACUAUGAAGAUGAUUUUGAUAAUGGUGAUGGUGAUGGAGCUGAUGAUGAUGAUGAUGAUGAUGAUAAUCAUGAUGAUGACAGUGGUGGUGGUGCUAAAGAACAGAUAAAGGAAAGGGAAGAAGAUCCUCUAGCCAGGAAGAUGGAGAUACAAGAAAUCCAAAGAGCUAUUCAUGCAGAAAAUGAAAGAAUUGGUACAUUACCUUCAAAGCGAAUUCAAAAGCAGUUUCAAACAGAACUUGAAAAAGAACCAAGGACAGAAGCAAAAGAAUCCCCUUCUAGAGGCUCUCUCUGUGGAAUAUUUAUGGACUUUGCUGCAGCUUCACAGCGACAUUGUCGGAAUCAUGCCCUUAAGCAGCGGACACGCAGUGCAAAGUUACUUCGACUGAUUGACAUGGAUUUUUCAUUUAGUUUUUCUCUCUUGGAUCUGCCACCAGUAAAUGAGUAUGAUAUGUACAUAAGAAACUUUGGUAAAAGAAAUACUAAGCAGGCAUAUGUUCAGUAUAAUGAAGAUAAUGUUGAAAGAGAUGUUCAAACUGAUGAAAUAGAAACCCAUGAAGUAUGGACCCAACAUCCUGGUGAAAGUACCAUUGUAUCGGGAGGUACUAAAAACAGCAGAGAUAUAUCUGAUGGUACAUAUGUAACAAAGAUUGACACACCAAGGUUAGCUAGUUUUCUCCGGGCUGCUUGUCAGGUGAUUGCUGUAUUACUUGAGGAAGAUCGUGCUGCAACUGAACCCAGUUGGAAUCUCAGGUCUCAAGAAAAUGCCCUUAAUAUUAGUGAAAGCUGUGCCCAGAUGAACACUAACCUACCAUUCCUACAAAAUCGAAAAGUGUCCUCUUUACAUGUUUCUGAAAUUCAGAGACAAACUUUAGUUUCUGUUCAUGAGUUACCUGAAAAGCCGUUCUCUGAUAUACUGGAUAAAAGAUAUAUUCUCUGUGUAUGGGACAUUUGGCAGCCUUCCAGCCCUCAGAAAAUUUUAAUCUGUGAAUCAAAGGUCAUGUGCUGCUGUUUUAGCCCUUUUAAAGCAAUUUUACUAUUUGCUGGAACAAUCCAUGGCUCAGUAGUUUUGUGGGAUCUACGAGAGGACUCCAGGAUGCAUCACUACGUAAAAUUAAAAGAUUGUGUUUGGACAUUCAGAACAGCAACAUUUUCUACUGAUGGUGUUCUUACUAUAGUAAACCACAGAAGUCCCGUUCAAUCAAUAGAACCAGUUUCAACUGUCUACAGAAAACAGAACUUUGUGCUUUCACCUUUCUCUAAUCAAGAAGAAAUAUCCAGUUUGUCAUUCCACAUUGCUUCAUUGGAUGAAAAUGGAAUUCUUAAUAUAUGGGUGGUGGUUGAACUACCAAAAGUGGAUUUUGCAGGUUCCCAAAGUGAUCUAGGUUUAAUACCAGGAGGAAAGAUAAAGCUGGUACACAGCUCUACAAUUCAGUUGAAUAACAGCUUUCCCCCUAAAGUUAACACAAGUGUGAGGCCUAUGCAGACACUGAUUGUUAAGUUUUUACCUUCAGAUCCUAAUCGUUACAUUAUUGGUACAGACAGGGGUGUUAUAAGUCAUGGUGCAAGACAUGAUUCAAAAGUGUCGCCAAAACUGUUCAAACCUCAGCAACGUGAAGAAAGACCAGUGAAAGUUACUGUGAUUGACUUUUCACCAUUUGGAGAGCCAGUGUUUUUGGCUGGCUGUUCAGAUGGAAGCAUUAGAUUACAUCAGCUAAAUUCUGAAUGUCCAAUUUGUCAGUGGAAUAACAGUACCAAUGGCCAGGCAAUUAUCGCCUUAAAGUGGACACAGACAAGACCUGCUGUGUUUUUGGUCCAGGAUGACAUAUCCAACAUUUACAUUUGGGAUCUAUUAGAAAAUGAUCUGGGACCUGUCGCCAAACAACUUAUCUCUCCAGAUAAGCUCGUAACUACAACAGUCAUGGGUGAUCCAGAAAAGACAAACAGAUUCCUUGGUCUGGCACUGGCCAGAACAUCUGGGAUGAUUGAAAUUCAGUACCUGAAGAAGAAAUGGACGUCACCCAAGAAAGAAGAGCAAAAGAGACUGCGUUUGCUUUUGCAGGAAGCCCUCUAGAAACAGAAAAAUAGUUUCCUAAGAGAUUCAUAAAAAAUGAACAUUACCCAGAGAAUUUUCAUUCAAUGAUUAAAACUGCAUUAGGUGUUAUUAAGAGGUGUAUACUUUAAUAGCUACUACAUCUAUGUGCAUGUAUAUUUCUGUAUAUAGUAUAUAUAUUCUAUAUAUAAUUAAUUUUACUAUUGACUUCAGUGUUUCCACUAAAAUCAAUAUUUUUAAACAGGAAAAGAAGUGAUACUUUCAUAUCUAUUGAACUGAAAAGGAAAUAUACAUUAUGGGCACUCCAAAUGUAUUGUUUAUGGAGGAUCUUUGUAUAUAUAUUUUUCAGAAUAGCUCUAAAAUGCGAUCAUCAGAUUCAUUACUGUCUUUUAAAUCACCCACCAGGAAAUGAAUUUUAAUGGACUGUUUUCUUAUUCACACAAAAAUAUCUAUGCCUGUCCAAGUUAAAAGCAGUUCCAGUGUUGAACAUUUCUUUGCUAGUUGUUUUUUUCUCAAAAACUCCUUCUGCCUCAUUUUUGGGCACCAUUUUUAGCAACAUUUAUCCAGUCUUGUAAUAUUAAAUACCCUGUUAAAAAGAUAAUUUAAAGUCAAGAAAACCUGGAAGUGAUAGACUUUUCCAAUAUUAGAACUGGAAGAAAGGAGUUUAGAGAUUAUGUAGUUUAAUUCUUUCACUUGACAGAUGAGGGAAUAGGCCCAGCAAGGCUUGCUUAAGCUUAUGUAAUCAACCAAGUAGAAUCCUGAUUCUCAGCCCAUUGCUUCUUCUAUUACAUCAGGCUGACAAUUCACACGAACAAGUGGACAGGUAGGAGCAUUUUUUUUCCCUUCGCGGGUUGUCGAAAAGGUCCAUAUGGCCCAUUAGAGACAUUGAAACUUUUGUUUCCGUGAAGAAUAAUUCAAUUCAACAAGCCAAGUAGAUAAAAAUCUACUCCAGAGACAAUUCACAUGGGAGGUAUCAUUAUUAGUACCAUGCUUGACAAGAUGUAGCCAGAGAAUCAUCUGUUUAGAAUGGAACCUUGCAAUCAUCAAGUCCAACUCUUUUCCUGAAUUCAGAAAUCCUUUCUACAACUCUGACAUGGUCUUCCAUUUUCUCCCUAAAUAUUUUCAGUGAUGACUAGACUAGCUCCUCCCUUCAUAAGAGUUUUGUUAUUGUAUCACUCAAAAUAUUAGAAUAAAAGUUCUUUUGUUACAUUGAA
Molecule: messenger RNA, 4871 nt
Organism: Phascolarctos cinereus (koala)
Lineage: Eukaryota; Metazoa; Chordata; Mammalia; Diprotodontia; Phascolarctidae
Gene: DYNC2I1
Product: dynein 2 intermediate chain 1
Biological process (GO): intraciliary transport
Cellular component (GO): cytoplasmic dynein complex
Molecular function (GO): dynein heavy chain binding; dynein light chain binding
Source: RefSeq, a predicted model, not a curated record